AUGGGGACAGUCCUUUCCGAGUCUGCUAGUUACGCUGUUUCCUUCGCCCCUCGCCGCCGACGUUUCUCCCUUACUCGUCCCCGCCGGCGCCUCGCGUUCGCCAUAUCAGCAACGCACUCUUUCCUCGUCAGCACAGCCCUGUACCUGCUGACUGCGACACUUGCCGCUUCCGUAUUAGCCGUACGAACCACCGCGUCGGACUUACACUCGCCAAUCAAAGCCCCGCCGCCGUGGGACGCGCUGUUCAACGAAAGCGUGUCUCCGUGGGAUGACAGCUGGAACCCCUCUGGGGCGGGGCGGGGGACCUCUGAGUCGCGGCGAGUGUUGCGGCGAACGCCGACGUGCCAGACGACGACGAUGGCGGGCUACUCCAACAUGGUCGACCUGUCGGGUAACGGCUACAUGCUGCAUUGGACCAUCACGUCACGCGACGCCCUCAAGCUGGCCGUGGAAGAGCGCAGCAGCACGGGCGCGGGCGCCGGCGGGUGGCUCAUGCUGGCGUGGGCGCGCAAGGGGCAGCCCUUCCCCAGCGACGCCAUCUUCGGGAAUCUCUUUGGGCGGCGUACCGUGGCAGCAUUCACCAUCAGCGGGCCAGGGGCGGCAGGGGCGCAGCCGGCGUCGUUCACCCUGGGGCGGACGGCAUUCCGCACGACCUUCAAUGGUGCCGUUAUGAAGUUCUCGCGCCAGAGGGCGGACGGGGCGGUGCCAGUGAGCUACUACGGCAGGAACCGCCUGCUGUGGGCCUUCACCACCGACUCCUCCGCCAACCCCACCCUGCCGCCCUUCUACCGUCAGGUGCAAGCCAUGCCACGCCGGGUCGUACACCCUGCAAGGUCAAGCUUACCCGCCUUCAUCUCCCAUCCGCCCAUCCUCUCAACCGCCCCCGCCCAACUGCCCUGUCCCCCCCAGGUUCAUGCUGCACUGCACUGGAAGCUACUCACCACCAGCAGCGCCGCCUUCUGCCUGCAGGCCAAGCCAGGCACGGGAGCAGCAGCCUCUUGCAAACUCCGUCGUCUCUCAUCCUCCCCUCCUCUUCCCCUCCCUGCACCCGCCCUCCCCGUCCCCCCCAGGCUCAUGCUGCACUGGAAGCUCCUCACCACCACCAGCGCGUCCUUCUGCCUGCAGGCCAAGGCGGGCACUGCAGCAGCGGGGGGUGGGUGGGUGUCAGUGGCAUGGUCAAGGGGCGGCGCCAUGGUCCCUGCUGAUGCGGUCGUAGGGGCCCCUGGGGGUGCCGCCAGGACGUUCGCCAUUACGAGCUACAGCUCCGUGGAUCCCACCACUCGGUUUAGCAUCACGGGAGGGUCCGUGAACUCGGGCUUCAAUGGCGUGCUGCUCAAGUUCACCAGAAGCGGGUCAGCAGGAAUAGCCCCCGUGACCUACCUCGGAUCCAACCGCCUCAUCUGGGCCUUCUCUGCCUCGGGCAACGCUGCUAUCGGCUCUCACGGCUCCAAUAAGGGGUUCAAGACUGUCGAUCUGUCCUGUAAUGCAAUGUGCACAUAA
Messenger RNA from Closterium sp. NIES-65, 1500 nucleotides. The record is from the annotation of a GenBank genome assembly. NCBI's taxonomy places the organism in Eukaryota, Viridiplantae, Streptophyta, Zygnematophyceae, Desmidiales, Closteriaceae.